AUGAGGUCUAUCCUUCUCUUGGCACAUCUGGUAGGAGCCUUUAUCGCAAUCCACGGCGGGAGCGCUGCUUUACGACGCACUUCGCCCUCAAUGAUGCCGUACGUGGAGCCACAAACUGCUAACGACGCCUCCACCCAGGGAGGAGUGGUUAUCAUGGAUACCGAAGAAGGCGUGUCUCGGCUACCAUUCGUAGAGGUGUAUGGUGGACGUGCAUAUCACUACAAAGAUUCAAAAGGCAAGCACUACCGGCAGAACGACUUCAGGCGGCGGCAAGAAUCACUACAGAAGACGUUGGAAAACCUGCCCGACGCAUACGAAACCAUACGUUACAUUUGA
This is a messenger RNA of Babesia bigemina, 336 nucleotides long. RefSeq lists its product as hypothetical. The record is from RefSeq and is a predicted model, not a curated record. The coding region runs from base 1 to 336 and encodes 111 amino acids. The transcript is spliced from 3 exons. NCBI's taxonomy places the organism in Eukaryota, Apicomplexa, Aconoidasida, Piroplasmida, Babesiidae.